This is a messenger RNA of Jatropha curcas, 2913 nucleotides long. It is a transcript of the gene PIP5K9, whose product is annotated as phosphatidyl inositol monophosphate 5 kinase. Gene Ontology annotation, molecular function: ATP binding; 1-phosphatidylinositol-4-phosphate 5-kinase activity. Lineage: Eukaryota; Viridiplantae; Streptophyta; Magnoliopsida; Malpighiales; Euphorbiaceae. Gene Ontology annotation, biological process: phosphatidylinositol phosphate biosynthetic process. Gene Ontology annotation, cellular component: plasma membrane. The record is from RefSeq and is a predicted model, not a curated record.
AAUGAACUGUAAUAUUUAGAUUUUCGUGUAAGAAGAAGAGUAGCUCUCUAUCUCUCUGGUUCUUAACAUAGAAAAGAUUGAGCUUCAAAAGUCUAAACUUUUGAAAAGAACGCUAAGACUUUCAUAGCCUAGCUAACGACUAAAACUUUUUCAUCUGUAUGUGUAUAGAUCAAAGGCCAUGGAGAUUUAAAGAUAUCAUCAGAAUCUCAUUGUAAGAUCUUCUUAUGGCAUUGAUUGUUGAAUAGCCAAUGAGAAAUUUAGUUUAGUUGUAAUCUUGUGACAAAUUGGAACCUUUUGGGCAUUAUGCAUGUCUGGCCCUGUGGCCAUUGCUGAUAAUUUUGUUGAACGGACACUAACUUCUGCAGACAGAACGAAGUCUGUUGAUAUCAUCUCUGAUGGAGACCAUUUAUCUGUAUUAACCAAUGGUGAAGCUGCCCAUGCUUCUUCCGAAGCUGCAUCCUUUAGAGUUGGGGAGCUUGUUCUUACCAAUGGGGAACAUUAUUGUGGGUCAUUGCUUGGAAAUGUACCUGAAGGCAAGGGGAAAUAUGUUUGGUCUGAUGGUUGUAUUUAUGAUGGAGAGUGGAGACGGGGGAUGAGGCAUGGAAAUGGAAAAAUUCAAUGGCCUUCCGGAGCUGCUUAUGAGGGUGAAUUUUCAGGCGGUUAUAUGCAUGGUACAGGGACCUAUAUUGCUUCCAAUAGUAUGACCUAUAAAGGAAGAUGGCGGUUGAAUCUCAAGCAUGGAUUAGGAUACCAAGUUUUUCCUAAUGGAGAUAUCUUUGAGGGCUCUUGGAUCCAGGGAACGCCAGAAGGACCUGGCAAGUAUACCUGGGCAAAUGGCAAUGUUUAUCUAGGGAAUAUGAAAGGAGGUAAAAUGACUGGUAAAGGGACUCUUACGUGGAUAAAUGGCGACUCAUUUGAGGGAAGCUGGUUGAAUGGCAUGAUGCAUGGAUUUGGAGUAUAUACAUGGAACGAUGGUGGUAGCUAUGCUGGAACUUGGACACAUGGUCUCAAAGAUGGAAAAGGAUCAUUUUAUCCAAAAGGAAGCCGGUAUCCGGCUAUACAGGAACGGUACUUGAAUGCUCUGAGAAAAAGAGGGUUACUGCCAGAUUUAAGAAAGCAGAACCAUGCACAUAUCCAUCAUGCAUCAUCAGUGGAUAUGGGGAAUGUCAAGAUCAGUGGGGACCAGGGGUCUCGUCAUACUGUAUCUAGUAAACUAUCUAAGGGAAACUUGCUAACUUUGGAGCAGUCUUGCAACAGAAAUGUUUCCCUAGAAAGGCGUUGGAGUCUUGAGGUAUCUAUUGAAAAAGUGAUAGGACAUGAUUCAUCAUUAGAGCUAUCUGACUCUGUCUUUGAAGGCAUGGAGAAAGAGGUUGAAACAAAUGUACCGCCAAUCUUGGAACGUGAAUAUAUGCAAGGUGUUCUAAUUAAUGAACUUGUGAUAAAUAAUAGUUUUUCAUCAUCGUCUAGAAGAGCCAGACGGCGGCAAAAGAAACUUGCAAAAGAGGUUAAGAGGCCUGGUGAAACAAUCAUUAAAGGGCAUAGGAGUUAUGAUCUGAUGCUCAAUUUGCAGCUUGGAAUCAGGUAUACUGUUGGUAAAAUCACUCCCGUGCAGAGGCGAGAAGUUCGCUCAUCAGAUUUUGGUCCAAGAGCAAGCUUUUGGAUGCAUUUUCCAAAAGAUGGAUCGCAGUUAACACCACCUCACCAAUCAGAUGACUUUAAGUGGAAAGAUUACUGCCCAAUGGUUUUCAGGAAUUUAAGGGAGAUGUUCAAGAUAGAUGCUGCCGACUACAUGAUGUCCAUUUGUGGAAAUGAUGCUCUUAGGGAACUUUCAUCUCCUGGUAAAAGUGGUAGCAUUUUUUUCCUGUCUCAAGAUGAUCGCUUCAUGAUUAAGACACUCCGGAAAUCCGAAGUAAAGGUACUCCUGAAGAUGCUUCCAGAUUAUCACCAUCAUGUGCGAUCAUAUGAAAACACACUUAUAACAAAAUUUUUUGGUCUUCACAGGAUCAAACCCUCAAGUGGUCAAAAGUUUCGCUUUGUAGUGAUGGGAAAUAUGUUCUGCACAGAAUUGAGGAUCCACCGAAGGUUCGAUUUGAAAGGUUCAUCGCUAGGUCGUUCUACAGACAAAAUUGAAAUUGACGAGAACACAACAUUGAAGGACUUGGAUCUAAACUACUGCUUUUACUUGGAACCUUCUUGGCGUGAAGCUUUAUUGAAGCAGAUUGAAAUUGACAGUAAAUUUUUGGAAGCACAACACAUUAUGGAUUAUAGCCUUUUGCUUGGGGUGCAUUAUCGAGCCCCCCAACACCUGCAAUCUCUGAUGUCCUACCGUCGAAGCUUGAGAGCUGAAGGAUUGGGAGUGUUGGCAGAGGAUGCAGAUACAAUAGAAGAUGAAAAUUAUCCACAAGGUCUUCUCUUGGUACCCCAUGGAACAGAUGAUAAUAGUGUUGUUGUGGGUCCUCACAUCAGAGGAAGUCGAUUGCGAGCAUUUGGUGAUGAGGAAGUGGAUCUCGUUCUUCCUGGUACAGCAAGACUCCAAAUCCAGCUUGGUGUGAACAUGCCUGCAAGGGCAGAGCAGAUUCCAGGGAAAGAGGAAAAAGAGACAUUCCACGAAGCAUACGACGUUGUUCUUUAUCUAGGCAUAAUUGAUAUACUGCAAGAGUACAACAUGAGUAAGAAGAUAGAACAUGCAUACAAAUCUCUUCAGUUCGAUUCCCUGUCCAUCUCUGCUGUGGAUCCAACAUUUUACUCCAGUCGCUUCCUAGAGUUCAUCCAAAAGGUGUUUCCCACUAAUACCAUUUCAAGCUAAAGAACAUUUUGGUUUUGAUACAUUUUUAAAUCAGCUUGUAAGUGUUAUCUUGAUACUGUACAACUCUUUUCCAUAUAUCUCAUGAUUGAUAGUGUGAAAUUCUUGUA